AUGCCGCAGCCAGGAAUAGAACCCCAAUGGUCAGCAUACCUCGAAAGAUACGAUGGAUGGAAUCCCGAGUUGAGGGCCGAGUUCGCCCGUGGUCCCGGAGGCUUCGUGAGGGGUUGGCCAUCCAAAGGCGGCGUUUACGUCUUGUCCCACUGCUUCGGCGUUGAAUUGGAGUUUCUAGGACUGGAUCGUUUCAACAACACCCCUCGCCCAUCUAUAUCUGAUCCCACCGCCGCCGCCGAUGAAGAGACGCAUUGCAAUAAAAUGCGACAGCUGGGUGCCAGCUGGUACAAGAACGAAAACCAGUAUAAAGCUUAUAAUAUUGCACCUGAGGCCUUCAAUAUGGACUUAACAUAUGCUGGCUGGCCCGCGGGAGGUGGAGUAUGGGUUUUGAUUAUAUCAAGAACGCAGGCGAGAAUGAAAGGUACCGCCAUCAUACAUAAUGCUUUCAACAUGGAAGAACGGUGCAAGGCGAUUGAGCGGUUGGGGGGCCGCUUUUAUGAGAAUCCGAAAGAUUGUCCAUUCCUGGAUCUGCCUUGAGCCCCAUCGGCAGUUAGGUAAUUGCAU
This is a messenger RNA of Trichoderma citrinoviride, 564 nucleotides long. RefSeq lists its product as hypothetical. Lineage: Eukaryota; Fungi; Ascomycota; Sordariomycetes; Hypocreales; Hypocreaceae. The transcript is spliced from 2 exons. The record is from RefSeq and is a predicted model, not a curated record. Bases 1 to 537 code for a protein of 178 amino acids.